AAUUUGAAUUUUACCGCUAUGAGCAGCGGAAAAUGGCGGUCAUAGGGACCCCGCAAAUUGUUCAUUACAACUAGUCGAUUCUCUUACGGACAAAGUAACGCCGAUAAACGGUACAUUAUUAACGUUAUUCUCAAUCUGAGUGAAUGGUUGAGGUCAUAAAUCCGGUGUCAUAAGUGAGCCGAGGUGUUCAAGGAUUCCUUGGAUAAUGACGACUGUUGGAAAAGGUCGAGGACGGGGUAGAAACACUGAGGAACCUACCCUGAGAAAACCUGAACCACCCUAUUGGCCAAGAGAUGAAUUGAUCGAAAGGAUUCGAGGGAUUGAUAUCAAUGACGUGGCUACCAUCAGGGACUCAUCGAGUCCAUUGUCUGAAAUUGUUCGCGACCGGAAUGACUUGAAAGACAUCGCUAAACUUUACAAUGAAGCACUGGAGGACAGAAGUUUUAUCUCACACUUGCUGGCGAUAUUUGAGAAUCCCAGCAACAAUUUUCCGGCUUUUCUCACAAUACUCCAGCCUGAUUACGAAGAUAGAGAGGAUUUUUUCAAAAGAUCGCCUUCUAGAUUCCUGAAUUUUGUAUAUUUAAUGGGUGAGGUUCUCCAACGACCCUGUAAGUUCCUUCCCGGCCCCAUGUACACUCUAUUCAUAUCGGCGGUCAUUAAUUUAUGUAAAAUUUUACUGGAGUCCGGUGAGGAGGACGAAAUUGAAGUUGUCAUGAAUCAAAUUUGGCUCAACGGAGAAAGACUGAAUGCAGCUCAACCCAAGGAGCUAGCAGAAUUAUUGAAUCAAAUCAAGGGUGUACUCAUAUCCAAGAAUUUGAGCACUAGGUCAAGGGCAAUGCUCUUGUACUCGAUUGAAAUUGCGCAUAAUAAUUGCUCGACAGCGCUGGAAGCUGAUCUACAAAAAUUCUAUGAAUCAAAUUUAGGAAAAUCGACAAUCGAUGAAUUACUGAAUCGAAGGAAUCUCGCGGCCAUCAGUGAAGCUAGAAAUUCCGAGCCGAGAAUUCCAGAACUCAAAAUUCCAGAAAGACAAUCUCCUCCUCGAUUUAAUCCCAAUAAAAAUCCGAAAAAAACAGAGGAGAAGGAGCCGCACAAGCAUCCGCAACCUAAUCAGGCACGGCCCCGUGCCAUUCGAGGUUCAGGUGUCAAUGGAAGUCGCGAUGAGGAGAAAAAAAAUACAAGGGAUUCGUCUUCAAACUGGUCAGACGGAAAAAAAGGAUGGGGUCAUGACGAUCGUUUUGAGAGAGACUACUAAAAGACUAUUUCAAGCUCGCGACUUUUGACGAUUCAGCACAUAGCUUUACAAUUAAUUUAACAUUUUUAAAUUGUGAAUGACAUUUUUGUUCGUCCCGUACAAUUGAAAUAUUAAUUAUGAAAUAUCGAAUAAAUCCUUAACAAAUUAA
Messenger RNA from Fopius arisanus, 1400 nucleotides. RefSeq lists its product as uncharacterized. The record is from RefSeq and is a predicted model, not a curated record. Lineage: Eukaryota; Metazoa; Arthropoda; Insecta; Hymenoptera; Braconidae. Gene Ontology annotation, molecular function: translation activator activity. Gene Ontology annotation, cellular component: cytosol. Gene Ontology annotation, biological process: regulation of translational initiation. Bases 206 to 1252 code for a protein of 348 amino acids. The transcript has 3 exons.